Aspergillus calidoustus is the source of this 840-nucleotide messenger RNA. The record is from the annotation of a GenBank genome assembly. NCBI's taxonomy places the organism in Eukaryota, Fungi, Ascomycota, Eurotiomycetes, Eurotiales, Aspergillaceae.
AUGUCGCGCCCCGAGGAUAUUCUGCCCCCAGAUCUCUUCUAUGACGACAAUGAGUCCCGUAAAUACACCACUUCAUCACGUAUUCGCAACAUUCAGGCGGAUAUGACGCACCGUGCCUUGGAACUUCUCGAUCUCAAAUCACCAUCACUGAUCUUAGACCUUGGCUGUGGCUCAGGACUAUCCGGCGAGAUCCUCUCUCAAGAGUCCCCCGAGCAAGGUGGCCCGCACACGUGGAUUGGAAUGGAUAUUUCACCUAGCAUGCUUGAUAUCGCGUUACAGCGAGGUACAGAAGGAGACUUGUUUCUCGCGGACAUCGGGCAGGGCGUACCCUUUCGGCCGGGAACCUUUGACGCAGCGAUCAGUAUCAGUGCCAUUCAGUGGCUAUGUAAUGCAGAAACGAGCGAUGUCAGCCCCGAGGGCCGUCUACGAAGAUUCUUCGAGGGACUCUAUGCAAGUCUCCGGCGCGGUGGGCGCGCUGUCUGUCAGUUUUACCCAAAGAACGAUGCCCAGCGAACAAUGAUUAGCGGUGCCGCGAUCAAGGCCGGUUUUGGCGCCGGUAUCCUCGAAGAUGACCCCGGUACCAAGAACAGCAAGCUGUACCUUGUUUUGACUGUUGGUGGAGGAGGUUUACAGGGCGACAUCACUGGUGUUGUGGACGGUAUGAAUGAUGUUGAUGUUUUGGACGCGAGAAGAAAGGCUAUGGAGCGUAACCAUGGUUCGACUUCUAGGAAGGGUGAUAAAGCUUGGAUUAUGCGAAAGAAGGAACAGAUGACCAAGAAGGGGAAGGUCGUUAAAGCGAACUCAAAAUAUACUGGCCGCAAGAGGCGACCGGCUUUUUGA